AUGCCGCGCAUUCGCUCAUUUAUGAAUGUGCUCUUCCUUUUUGCUUUCCUACCUACCGUGACUGUGAUUGCGGAUACUGAAUCAGAUUCUGCUGUGGCGGAACCUCCAGCUAGAGUGGGAAAUUCAGCCACUGGUCCUGACACGGCAGUAGAUGCACGGGAGCCAGCAGCAAAUGAGGAUGCGGGAGAUGCAACUGCUGAUGACGGAGGACCAGGCGAGGAAGGAGCUGAGCUCGAGGAGGACGAAGAAAAUGGACAAGGAACUGACGAAGAUUAUAGCCCAGAUUAUAGCUCGUACGGUGUCGCAUACUACUUCUCAGGAAAUGACGAUCUGACGCAACGCGUUUUGGAAAAUCUGAUGCCCAAACUUCAGCGGAAAGUGUUUUUGCAACCUGAACCCUUCUACGUCGAUGUGGUCAGAGUCUCCACCAAUGGUUCUGGUUCCGGAAAUUAUAUAUACACGGCAAAAGGAGCGAUAAAAAGGGAAGGUACCAUAGCAGCUGAUGCAACAAUUUUGACAUGCAACUUCGACCCCAUGUACGUUCGCUUGUUUUCUAUUAUGAAAUAG
Molecule: messenger RNA, 567 nt
Organism: Cylicocyclus nassatus
Lineage: Eukaryota; Metazoa; Nematoda; Chromadorea; Rhabditida; Strongylidae
Source: the annotation of a GenBank genome assembly